Molecule: messenger RNA, 852 nt
Organism: Candida tropicalis MYA-3404
Lineage: Eukaryota; Fungi; Ascomycota; Pichiomycetes; Serinales; Debaryomycetaceae
Gene: CKB1
Product: casein kinase 2 regulatory subunit
Exons: 1
Coding region: 1-852 (283 amino acids)
Cellular component (GO): cytoplasm; protein kinase CK2 complex
Molecular function (GO): protein kinase regulator activity
Source: RefSeq, a predicted model, not a curated record
AUGCCCAGUGAUCCUGAAGAAGAUUACAUACCUUGGAUACAGCAAUACUGUGAACUAUUUGGCCACGACUAUUUUGUGCAGGUAGCACAAGAUUUUAUUGAAGAUGAUUUCAACUUGACCGGGUUAUCCCAGCAGGUUCCAUACUAUAGAGAAGCAUUAUACACCAUAUUGGAUUAUCAAGUGGAAACAGCCGAAGAUCAUAAUAAUGACGAGUCACGAAGCAAAAGAAACCCUACAGAAUUACCAAAUAAAGCAUUAUUGGCUCAUUCCGCUGAAUUACUAUACGGUUUAAUACAUGCGAGAUACAUAGUGUCCAAACAAGGUCUAACCGCCAUGGCAUCUAAAUUUGAAAGAAAUGAUUUUGGUUCCUGUCCAAGAUACUUUUGUGAUGGUAUGCAUUUGAUUCCUGUUGGUUCAACAGAUGUUCCAGGACAGGAAACAGUAAGAUUGUUCUGUCCUUGUUGUAACGAUAUUUAUAUUCCUUCCAGUUCGAGAUACUUGAAUAUUGAUGGGGCUUUCUUUGGUACAACGUUUCCAGGUUUGCUUGUGAAGAUGUUCCCAGAAAUUGAGAAUCAAUGCAGAAUAAGAAUAAACAAGUUUAGUCAGAAUGAUUUCGGGUUGAAAUUGUUUGGAUUCAAGAUUAAUGAACUAAGUGCUACUGGACCUAGAAUGAAGUGGCUAAGAAUGCAUCCAAAGACCGAAGAGGAAAAACAAGAAUACAACUCGUGUGAGUAUAAUGUACCUAUUAGCUAUUUAGAAGAAGAUGAAGAUAUGGAUGACGACGAUGAAGAGGAGGAGGACGACGACGAAGAGGAUGAUGAUGAUGAUGAUAGAACUAUGGCAAGUGAAUAA